Molecule: messenger RNA, 915 nt
Organism: Rhizopus microsporus ATCC 52813
Lineage: Eukaryota; Fungi; Mucoromycota; Mucoromycetes; Mucorales; Rhizopodaceae
Product: protoheme IX farnesyltransferase
Exons: 3
Coding region: 1-915 (304 amino acids)
Biological process (GO): heme biosynthetic process
Cellular component (GO): membrane; mitochondrion
Molecular function (GO): protoheme IX farnesyltransferase activity
Source: RefSeq, a predicted model, not a curated record
AUGCUUCUUCCACCCAAGCAUUUACCUAAACUGUACAAAGAGUUGUCUAAAGCAAAACUAGCUGGUUUAGUAGCAUUAACAACAAUGGCGGGUUAUGCUAUGGCCCCUGGCGCAAUAGACGUAUCAGCUUUACUUUGUACAACAGUUGGAACAGGUCUUUGCAUUUCCUCUGCAAAUGCCAUCAAUCAAUGGAUCGAGAUUCCUUAUGAUGCACAAAUGCUGAGAACAAGAAACCGAGUCUUGGGUAGACGCUCCCUAAGUCCCCUACACGCUUUCAAUUUUGGUGUACUCUCGGGCACAGCGGGUGUCACAAUACUUGCGACCAUGGUGAAUCCGUUGACAGCCAUACUGGGUGCAAGUAAUAUCUUUCUAUACACCAUGAUCUAUACACCUAUGAAACGCGCUUCAAUUGCCAAUACAUGGGCUGGCGCUGUCGUAGGAGCCAUUCCACCCAUGAUGGGGUGGACAGCUGUCACGAACAGUCUUGAUAUCGGUGCCUGGGUGCUUGGCGCAAUUCUUUAUGCGUGGCAAUUUCCCCACUUUAAUUCCCUGGCCUGGAAUCUUCGAGCAGAUUAUUCAAAAGCAGGCUACCGUAUGAUGGCAGUGACAGAUCCCAAACUAAAUGCACGUGUUUCCCUAAGGUAUUCAUUAGCCAUGUUUCCAUUGUGCUGGAGUAUGCCUUGCUUAGGUAUGACCUCUUGGUUUUUUGCAGCUGAUUCAACUAUUGUAAAUGCAGCAUUAUUAUACGGUGCCUUUAAGUUUUGGCGUAAAAGUGAUGAAAAGAAUGCAAGACACCUCUUUUUUGGCAGUACAGUUCAUUUACCUAUAUUACUGGCUUUAAUGAUGGGACAUAAAAUGUAUAAUACUAAUAAUGAUAAUACUAUAGAAUUACAUGAAGCGCAAGAUGAAGAAUAA